This is a messenger RNA of Rubroshorea leprosula, 999 nucleotides long. The record is from the annotation of a GenBank genome assembly. NCBI's taxonomy places the organism in Eukaryota, Viridiplantae, Streptophyta, Magnoliopsida, Malvales, Dipterocarpaceae.
CGGAGAAGUCAAUUUCUCUCUAUUUCCACCAGUUAAAUACUGGAGGAGAAGGUUUACUUUGCUUGUAAUGUAAAACACUCAAACAAAUACCCAAUUCAAGCUCUCUUCUUUACGAGGGGAAGAAAUCAAGCUUCAACGUUUCGAUUCCCCCAUUUCUUGUUUUACGCAGGAGUCUUUUAGGGUGAUAACAUAACUGAGGCCUCCAACAAGACACAUACAUCUGCGCCAGCAGGCAUGGAUAAAAAUGCUACUGUAGAGGAGACACAGAGUUUGAGAAAUGGGCUUGAGUUGGUGAAAUCAGCUUCUGAGAAGCAUCCUGAUCUUUUGAGACCUUCUGCUCGUUACUAUUCAGUAUUUAAAGGGCAAGCACAGGAUGCUGCAGGAAAGGGCAAGUAUACUCUUAUCAAAGAUGUGGAGGACUUCCAACCAGGGAUUUACGACAAGCCUCUUCCAUGCUUUGGCUGUGGGAUAGGGUGGUUCUCUUUUCUUCUAGGAUUUGUGUUUCCAUUGAUGUGGUACUAUGCAACAAUUCUUUAUUUUGGAAAUCACUACCGCAAAGAUCCCAGGGAGAGAGCCGGCCUUGCUGCCUCUGCAAUUGCUGCAAUGGCAUGUUCUGUUGUGUUGCUGAUCAUUGUAGCUUAUCUUCUAUUUUAGACACAGUUAUCACAAUCCGACAUGCUCUGUACAUCCCAAGGAAAGGAUUUUCUUUGAAUUGCAUCAUUAUCUGGUUCUGGAUGCUUUGGCAGUGAUGGAAGUAACAAGUUCUGCUGCAAUAGCAUACAUUAUGGAAAACUUUCCUGUCUUAUCUGUUGGGCAUCCCUGUGAAGUUUGGAGAUACCAAAGAAAUUUCUUGUUUAUAGGAAUCCAUGCAAGAAAAUUAUAGUUGUCUUCACCUCGUGUAUUGAACUUUUGUUUAUAUGUCAAAAGUAUGGAAGAAAUUUCAUUAAAUUGAAUAAUAAUUUGUUUCUUCAUCAAAUUGAAUAAUUUGUUGCCUUGUUU